AUGUUGCCUAAGUUGGCAGAAGCAUUUCCGAAUACUUAUGAUGAGGAUAUGAUGCUAUUUCGGUUCGAGAAAAGCUUUCUGAAUUGGAUUCUAUGGACAAUGAUAAUACUGGAUGCAAAGUCGUUACGCAAAAGCUAUUUGCUUUUUAACCACUACUGGAACAUAGAGCAAUUGAGCAAAUCAGUAAAAAAAUAG
Messenger RNA from Brugia malayi, 195 nucleotides. RefSeq lists its product as uncharacterized. The coding region runs from base 1 to 195 and encodes 64 amino acids. Lineage: Eukaryota; Metazoa; Nematoda; Chromadorea; Rhabditida; Onchocercidae. The transcript is spliced from 2 exons. The record is from RefSeq and is a predicted model, not a curated record.